AUGAACAUUCUAAAGAAUCAGCUAGGCGGCCAAAGCAAAGAAACACAGUCUACAGCAGGGUCCGGUGGAGGAUUAAUGGACAAAGCCAGCGGCGCGUUAGGGGGGGGACAAGCUGGAGAAAAAAACGAAGAUUUGCUGGACAAAGGCGUAGAUUUGGUACAGGAGAGGGUCCUGGGUGCAGGUCCUCAGGACAACGAAAGCCCUAUUGAACAAGCGAAAGAUGAACAAAUCUCCGAUGCCAUUCGACGCGGUUACAAGGGUGCGACAGGCUCCGACUUUCCAAUUAAAGACAAGUAG
This is a messenger RNA of Psilocybe cubensis, 297 nucleotides long. RefSeq lists its product as uncharacterized. The record is from RefSeq and is a predicted model, not a curated record. NCBI's taxonomy places the organism in Eukaryota, Fungi, Basidiomycota, Agaricomycetes, Agaricales, Agrocybaceae. The transcript has 3 exons. The coding region runs from base 1 to 297 and encodes 98 amino acids.